Salvia miltiorrhiza (redroot sage) is the source of this 846-nucleotide messenger RNA. RefSeq lists its product as uncharacterized. The record is from RefSeq and is a predicted model, not a curated record. NCBI's taxonomy places the organism in Eukaryota, Viridiplantae, Streptophyta, Magnoliopsida, Lamiales, Lamiaceae. The coding region runs from base 1 to 846 and encodes 281 amino acids. The transcript is spliced from 3 exons.
AUGAAUCUGCCUCUACUUAAUGUGAUUCGGAAUGUUCCAGCGUAUGUAAAGUUCUUCAAAGAACUAGCAUCAAAGAAAAGGAAAUUCGCCGAUGAUGUGAAAAUUGUGGUGUCUGAAUUGGCAAGUGCAAUAUUGCAGCAUCAACUUCCACCAAAGCAACGAGAUCCAGGAAGCUUUGUUAUCAAAAUUGCUUUGGGAAAUGGAAAGGAGACAUCAGGUAUGUUGGAUUUGGGAGCAGGUAUUAAUCUAAUGCCAUUUUCUCUAUUUGAGCAACUUGAAUUAGGGGAUCCUACACCUACUCGUAUGUGCUUGCAAUUAGCUGAUAGGUCUGUUUGUUAUCCUAAAGGGAUUGUCGAAUAUAUAUUAGUUAAAGUUGGUGGUUUAAUUAUUCCUGUUGAUUUUGUUGUCUUGGAUGUGGGGGAUGUGAGAGACAAUGGAAAAGAGCAUACUUUGUUGUUAGGUAGGCCGUUUAUGGAAACAACCAACACGUUAAUUGAUGUCAAGAAUGGAACUUUAAAAAUGACUGUGUUGGGGGAAACAGUGUCUUUUUCUGUUCGAGAUAAUAGUGUCAUACCUGCUACAUCUCUUAUGGAAAAUUGCUCUUUCGUUGAUGUUAUUGAUGCCGCGGUCGAGAUGGUAUUUUUGCAAGAGAAUAGCCUUGAUAUUGUACUUGCGAAUUUAGAGGCUUUGCAACUCUCGGAACUUGAUGAGUUGAGGAAUGAGGUGUAUGACAACGCCAAGAUUUACAAGGAUAAGUUCAUAAACUGGUAUGGUUCUGAUGGUGAUGGAUUGAGAGCUCAUAUGCUCAAUCUUCUUGGGAAAGGGCCAAAUUUGGAUAUUGAGUGA